AUGAAAGGGGUGAAGGAAGGGGAUCAAAAUAUCUGCAACUUAUUGCGAAGAACUGGAUAUAUGAAUUAUGAUACUUCUACAAGGUCAAGUAAGAAAUCUAUUGGAGGUUUUCCAAGAUGUUUAGCAGAAAAUAAUAAAAAGUACAGUUGUAAAAAGAAGCAAUAUAAUGUAGCUUUGUACUUCAAACAACAUUCCAAACAAUCUCCUAAAGAAAAAUGGUAUGAAAAGCUUGGCUGUAACGAUGGUGAUGACAUUUAUGACAAAAUGGGACAUAUCGUCCUAAUAUGGGCUGAAUAUAUUGCUUAA
Messenger RNA from Phycomyces blakesleeanus NRRL 1555(-), 306 nucleotides. RefSeq lists its product as hypothetical. NCBI's taxonomy places the organism in Eukaryota, Fungi, Mucoromycota, Mucoromycetes, Mucorales, Phycomycetaceae. The coding region runs from base 1 to 306 and encodes 101 amino acids. The transcript is spliced from 4 exons. The record is from RefSeq and is a predicted model, not a curated record.